UCUUACCCUGCUCUAUGAAUUACUAAAGUCCACUGAUAGUCCUUCCUUCGUGAAGCAUUCCUGAAGACCCCAGCCUAGCAGAUCUCCCCUUCCUCUGACCUCCUGUAUUGAAACAGCUGACCCUUGACCAACAUUACAUGAUUUGGAGAAAUAAUUGGAAGUCUACCACAGGGAGACUAAAUGUAAAACUCCAAUCAGAUAAAUUACAACACGGAUGUGGCCCAGAUUAUUCAUCAGCAUGGCUACCUGGUAAUGAAUCAUUGUGGCAGGCCACAACUGUUCCAUCUAACCAUCGAAAUAACCAUAUCAGGAGACACAGUAUAGCUUCUGACAGUGGAGACACUGGCAUUGGAACUUCCUGUUCUGAUAGCGUGGAAGAUCAUUCAACUUCAAGUGGCACAUUAUCUUUUAAACCUAGUCAAUCAUUGAUUACUCUUCCUACUGCCCAUGUGAUGCCGUCUAAUUCCAGCGCUUCAAUUUCCAAACUUAGGGAAUCCUUGACACCAGAUGGCUCAAAAUGGAGUACAAGCCUCAUGCAAACAUUGGGAAACCACAGUAGGGGGGAGCAGGACUCUUCACUAGACAUGAAGGACUUCCGGCCACUUCGGAAAUGGUCAUCCUUAUCCAAACUCACUGCCCCGGAUAACUGUGGCCAGGGUGGCACUGUAUGCAGAGAAGAGUCAAGGAAUGGUUUGGAGAAGAUAGGGAGGGCUAAGGCUUUAACAUCACAACUGAGGACAGUUGGGCCUAGCUGUUUACAUGAUAGUAUGGAGAUGCUUAAGUUAGAGGACAAGGAAGUAAAUAAAAAACGGUCAUCAACUCUGGACUGCAAAUAUAAAUUUGAGAGCUGUAGCAAGGAGGACUUUAGAGCCUCUUCCUCAACUCUUAGGAGACAGACUGUAGACAUGACAUAUAGUGCCUUACCUGAAAGCAAGCCCAUUAUGACAAGCUCAGAGGCUUUUGAACCUCCAAAAUUUUUAAUGCUUGGUCAACAGGCAGUAGGUGGAGUUCCCAUUCAGCCUUCUGUAAGGACUCAGAUGUGGCUUACAGAGCAGCUGCGGACAAAUCCUUUGGAAGGUAGAAAUACAGAGGAUUCUUACAGUUUAGCUCCUUGGCAACAGCAGCAAAUUGAAGACUUUCGACAAGGAAGUGAAACACCAAUGCAGGUUUUGGCUGGAUCAUCUCGUCAAAGUUAUUCACCUUCUGGCUAUCAGGAUUUCAGUAAGUGGGAAUCAAUGUUGAAAAUAAAAGAAGGACUUCUAAGGCAGAAAGAAAUUGUAAUCGAUCGGCAGAAGCAACAAAUUACCCACCUGCAUGAGAGGAUAAGGGAUAAUGAAUUACGGGCUCAACAUGCCAUGUUAGGACAUUAUGUAAAUUGUGAGGAUUCUUAUGUGGCUAGUUUGCAGCCACAAUAUGAGAACACUUCACUCCAGACACCAUUUUCAGAGGAAUCAGUUUCCCAUUCCCAACAAGGGGAAUUUGAGCAAAAGCUUGCAUCUACUGAGAAAGAAGUUUUACAGCUUAAUGAGUUUCUCAAACAAAGACUAAGCCUAUUUAGUGAAGAGAAGAAGAAACUGGAGGAAAAACUUAAAACUAGAGAUCGAUACAUUAGUAGUCUGAAAAAGAAAUGCCAGAAGGAAUCUGAACAAAAUAAAGAAAAGCAGAGAAGAAUCGAGACCUUGGAGAAGUAUCUGGCUGAUCUUCCAACUCUAGAUGAUGUACAGAGUCAGAGUCUACAGCUGCAGAUUCUGGAAGAAAAAAAUAAGAAUUUACAAGAGGCUUUGGUAGAUACAGAAAAAAAAAUUGAAGAGAUUAAAAAGCAGUGUCAAGAUAAAGAGACACAGUUAAUAUGCCAGAAAAAGAAAGAAAAGGAGUUAGUAACUACUGUUCAGAGUUUGCAACAAAAAGUAGAAAGAUGCCUUGAAGAUGGAAUCCGCCUUCCCAUGUUAGAUGCAAAACAGCUUCAGAAUGAAAAUGAUAAUCUCAGACAACAAAAUGAGACUGCUAGUAAGAUAAUAGACAGCCAACAAGAUGAGAUUGACAGAAUGAUUUUAGAAAUUCAGUCUAUGCAAGGAAAGCUUUCGAAAGAGAAACUGACCACUCAAAAGAUGAUGGAAGAGCUGGAAAAGAAAGAAAGAAACCUACAGAGAUUAACAAAAGCAUUGCUUGAAAACCAAAGACAAACAGAUGAGACAUGCUCUUUAUUGGAUCAGGGCCAGGAAGCUGACCAAUCUAGGCAGCAGACAGUUCUUUCCAAACGGCCACUAUUUGAUUUGACUGUGAUUGAUCAGCUGUUCAAGGAAAUGUCCUGUUGUUUGUUUGACUUGAAAGCAUUGUGCAGUAUUCUUAAUCAGCGUGCUCAGGGCAAGGAGCCUAAUCUUUCAUUAUUACUGGGAAUAAGAUCAAUGAACUGUUCAGCUGAAGAGACUGAGAAUGACCACAGCACAGAAACACUCACUAAAAAGCUGUCAGAUGUGUGCCAGUUACGAAGAGACAUUGAUGAAUUAAGGACUACAAUAUCAGACCGCUAUGCUCAGGACAUGGGAGACAACUGCAUUACUCAGUGAUCAAGUGUUAGUCCCACAGCAAUAAUGACCUGUUGUUUAAAUGCUGCUGUGUUACAGACUCAUAAUGGAAGGUUGCAAGUGACAUGACUUGCACAUAGGGAUUUUUUUCUGUGGAUUUGUUUUAUUGAAGGGGAGAAGGGAAGUGAAGUGAUUUUGAAGGGGCUUAUCUAAUCAGGCAAAAAAAAAAAAAAUCAAAUUACCUUCGGAAAAUAUGAUAAAAUCUACAAGAAAAAAAUGUCUGUAUUCUCAAACUACUGAUUGUAGGACCAAGCUGUGAAGAGUACCCUUCACAUGAAGGAGUAGGCUUCCCUUUAAUCCUAUAGCUUCGUGUAUUUGUGUGUGCAUGUGUGUGUGUUGUGUGUGUGCACAUGCUUUAUUCACAAAUUUAUAAGGGUUUCUAGGGUCAGAGCAGAGCUUCUAAGAAAGGCACCCGCUGUUUAUUCUUAUAUUUCUUUCAUAUAGAAACUUGUGUUGUACUUUGGGAUUUUCAGUGGCUGGCUUAACAAGAGUUCCAACAGCAGGCAAGUGUUGUAAUGAUAGUACAGCGGGAAAACCAUUUGUAUUUUGAACACUUACUGCACUGAUAGGAUGUUUUGUGGUUGAGCUGAUUUUAGUACUAUAGAUAUGUCAGCUGUUUUUCCAGAGUGAUUGUGGAUUUCCCAAGAGGUGUGAAAUUUUGACAUGAUGCUCUUUUUCCUUAGCGUUGUAAUGUAUGUGUUACAAGAAAGGUUAACAUAACUUGAACUGAUUUUAACAUGUUCCUUACUAUUUACAAUUUUUUAUUUAUAUGUUUUAUAUAUAUACAUAUAUAUAUCAAUGUAAACAAAGCCAUAUAUAAUUAAUAAAGGCAUUGGAUCAUUAUUAUAAAAGAAAGAUUAACAAAGUUACCCUGGAACGAUAGCUUACUUAUCCAAAUCUCAACAUUUACAUUUUAACAGUUUUGUAUCUGUUUCAAAGUUGAAACUACUGUAAGAGAAAGCCAAUACUGUUUAUAUCUGAAUCAACAGUAGCAUAAAAAUUUUUAAAUUGAAAUGGCAUUUUAAUUCCUUUUAUUAGAUAAAGUACAUUAACAACAAAGUUUUUCAUAGGAUAUGAACUUGACAAGGUUAGUUCUUCAUCUGAAUUACAGGGUAUUACUAUGAAAUGCAAUUGAUUUUCCAGUAGACAUACAGUCAUUUAAACUUCCAAAUGAGUUUUGUCCAUGUUGCUGUUGGUAUUUUGGAAUGAUUAUACAUUUUAUUGCCAUCAGCAUUGAUUAUGUUCUUUUGAAUAUACUUAGUUAUGGCCAAAGCCUUGCUUGUCCUUUGUAAGUUGAUUUGAUCUUGUGAUGCAACCAAGUCUCAUUUAGGUCAAGACUAAAUAAGAGAUGGAGGGGUAGAGGGUGUGACUCAAGCAGGAUAAUAUUGAUUUGAUAAAGAGCAUAUCACACACCUGUUUUCUUGCCAGAUAAAGGGCAUAGCACAUGCCUGUUUUCUUAUAUUCUAGAAUAAAGGCUAGGAAAUCUAGGAAAGAUUUUUCUUAAGUAUGUAACAAUGAAAAUGUGAGACAAGGCCUUCAAGGAGACUACCCAGGAAGAUACUCAGUUUGAAAUUUUGGCUUAUACAGCUCUCAAUAGAUUAUUUUACGGUUAUAGUUGAAUAAUCAGUUAUAAUACACUGUAAAGACAUCAGAUUUUCAUUCUGUUCAGUGCCUGAGUCCUUCCUGCUCUUCUUACUUCUGAGGAUCUGGGCACUAAGAAAUCAGUACAUUGUAGUGCUUCUGCAUCCCAGAGUCCUUGAGGGUCUUAGUCACUAGUAAGAAUUUGACUUUCUAAUUAUAUUCACUUGGUUUUUUAACAUUAGUAGCUUGAAGAUAUUCAGGGUAUAGUAAAUUUCUACCAAAAAUAUGAUGCAAAGAAUUCUGCCUUGGUCCUUUAUGGUAAAGUAGAUAAUAACAUCUAAAAUAGAUCAUCCACAAGUGCAGCAAACAUUUUUACAUU
This is a messenger RNA of Mandrillus leucophaeus (drill), 4545 nucleotides long. It is a transcript of the gene CEP85L, whose product is annotated as centrosomal protein 85kDa-like. The record is from RefSeq and is a predicted model, not a curated record. Gene Ontology annotation, cellular component: centrosome. NCBI's taxonomy places the organism in Eukaryota, Metazoa, Chordata, Mammalia, Primates, Cercopithecidae. The transcript is spliced from 14 exons. Bases 138 to 2567 code for a protein of 809 amino acids.